Bradysia coprophila is the source of this 6501-nucleotide messenger RNA. Its product is annotated as serine protease ndl-like. Gene Ontology annotation, biological process: proteolysis. NCBI's taxonomy places the organism in Eukaryota, Metazoa, Arthropoda, Insecta, Diptera, Sciaridae. The record is from RefSeq and is a predicted model, not a curated record. Gene Ontology annotation, molecular function: serine-type endopeptidase activity; protein binding.
UGUAAUAUGUACUAGAACAAGUUACUUAUGUGAAUAUUAAACGAACGAAAUUUUAAUUGAAAUUAUGGAAAAUUAGAAACUAGAACGGAAACCAUUUUUGUGAUAAAUCCGAAAUAAAGUGUGGCACCAAAAUGACUAAGAAUAAGCAGAUAGUCAUUCAAGAUGCUUAUGAAGAAACGACUCCAAGUUCCUGUUCGUCAUGCAAUUUGGCUCUGAAAUAUACGUUUUUGACGGUCGUAGUUGUUUUUCUAUUCAUCUAUCUGUCGGUUUUUCUUCGUUUCACUGACGAACUGGGAAAAACAGAAGCAGAAGAUACAAAUCCUAAUCAUGUGCCGGAUGACGUGAAAAUGGAAAAGGUCGCCUAUGAGACAGACUUUUUCGCUCGAGUGAAAGAUAUGUUCGAAAAUCGGAAGAAACGCGAAAUUGACUUUUACGACGCUGAUGAUAGUGAAAGGGUUUCAGUGUUCAAUUACAUCAAGGACUCUGCGCCUGGUAAAUGUAAGGCGUCAACUGGGAAGCGAAGCAACGAAGCUAUAAAGAAACGUAGGAAGCGAAACGUUUACUCAACAUCGCGAAAACACUUAAACAGCGACUUUGUACGGGAUAGACGACGUGCCGAACAAGAGUUGUUAGAACUGCAGCAUAAGUACAUGCAAUGCAGUAAAUAUGUUGGAGCCGGUGCUGAGGCGUGCAUCGAAAUUUAUGACAACUUUCAGAAAUUGGUGAAAGAAGUCAAUGAGAAAUUCCAUCGAUUCAGUUACGAUAAUUUUGAAGCACCUACCAACGCGGAAAAGGAAAGCGAAAAGAUUAAAAACAAAAACCUGGACAUUGCUCAACGAACAAAUGAACCAAUACGGCCGAAGCAGCCUUCCCCAGUGCCCAAUAUUCAAAAAAAUAACGAAAAUGUUGGACAGACCUACUUCGGCGAUGGUGUCUAUUCGUACAGUUACAAUGAAAUUCCCAGGUUUCACGAAGAUUUACAUGGAAACUUCGACGGCCAGCAAAGAAACAACAAAGAAACGAUGUUUCGAGACGAUAUGAUUCCUCUUCAGAGAAUUGAUACGAUGAAGAGCAGCAAUGACGCCAAAAGUAUUAACGUCAAGGUGCCAGAGCCUACAGGUGCCAGUGGACCGUUCUUGUCUCUGUGCGAUCAAAUAUCUCGUCAAAGUUCACAGGUUCCGCCAUCAGGUGUCUCUUACUUCAAUGGCCCUCAAUUCCAAACUAUUCAUCAUGUGACGGGUAGAGGACAAUUACCACUAACCGGUGAGCAUGUCAAAGCUGCAGCAGUUGUUUUACAGAAUCCUGGCUAUAGCUUCUCAACGAAUCCAGUUUGUUUCUAUCCAGGUCAAACGGCUCAACAGUUUCGUGUGGCUCAUCCGAUGUUUAGCGUUCAGUCUCCAAUGAUGCAGACUGCGGGAGUUUUCCGGUUCCCGAAAAAGAAUCCAAUCGAACCAAGAACACAUCAGCCAGGUGUAGUAUAUGUUCCAGCCAAUUCACCAGGCAUCGGUUCGCAAAUCGUUCAACAGGGAAUAGCCGAUCAAGCGACGAUCAUGCGAUUUAAUCAACCGUCCAACCAACCAUUGUAUUGUACAUAUCUUCCAUCGGAACUGCCACAAGUGGGUCGUCCGAUGGGCCACUAUCGUAACAAUGAUCACGGAAUUUACGACAAUGAAUCGGAAGAAGAGAGAAAUGCGUACAAUAUUCCAUCCGAAACUGAUAUCAUUUAUGCAUCGUACGCCAACCAAGUAAUGGCUUUCACGAAUCGUACAAUUGCGAAUAUGCAGAAUGCAUGUCAGACUGGCUAUAUCGCCUGUUUCGGAUCGAAUCAGUGUAUUUUGAAGAGUAAAUGGUGUGAUUCGAAAGUAGAUUGUUUGGACAGCAGCGACGAGUCAGCAUGCUCAUGUAAAUCUCGGUUGAGCGAAGAAAAGAUUUGCGACGGCUAUGUCGAUUGCCCGAUGGGCUCGGAUGAAAUGGGAUGCUUUGGUUGCGACAAAUUCUCGUAUUCCUGUUACUCCACCGUAGAUGAAUACAAUGAUGCACAGCAUUCGUCGUUGAUGAUGUGCUACACGAGAACCGAGAAAUGCGACGGGUUUGAGAAUUGCUUAAAUGGGAAGGAUGAACAGGACUGUGGCAUGAUAACAAGAACGAUUGGAGAACAGCUGUCGUACAUGGUGUCGUACACAGAAGGCUAUCUGCAUCGAAAUUUUAAGGGAGUAUGGUAUCCUGUUUGUGACAAUCCUGCGAAAUGGGCAAGAGAAGCAUGUGCAGCCGAAUGCGGACCGUUGCAAGGAGAGCCGACACUAACAUAUCUCCCUGGAAAUAUUCCUACACCGUACAUUCGCCGGUCAUUGAGAAGUAGAGAUGACCUGCCGGAAAUAAUGGAAUCAUGUCCUCUCGGACCCAACAACAAAAACGUAGUUCUUCAUGUCAAGUGUCCACCUAUAAAGUGUGGUCUGCAGCAGCUGAUUUUCAAAACUAAACCGAUGUUGAGAGUGCGAGAAAAGCGUAACAUGGCAGAACCUCCACGCAACAAGAGAGCUGAUGACCGUGUGGUCGGCGGAACAGACGCUGAUCCACUGAUGUGGCCAUUUAUUAUUGGCAUGUAUCGCGACGGUCACUUCCAUUGCGGGGGAAUUAUACACAGUGAACUGUGGGUGAUAACGGCUGCUCAUUGUGUGGCAAAAUACAAUCACUACUACUACGAGGUCAGAGCUGGAAUGCUUCGUCGGUUUAGCUAUUCGCCAAUGAGCCAAACCGUAGCUGUAGCAUUCGUUGCCGAACACGAAAAUUACAACCGACUCGACAUGAUCAAUGAUGUUGCACUGCUCAAGCUGGAGAGUCCCUUAAUAUUUAAUCGUUGGGUGAAACCCAUUUGCAUGCCAGCCCCGGGAAGAACGUCAGCAUCAGUUAAUGGUGAUGACUGGAUUUGGGGACCGACUGCAGGCACAAUGUGUAAGGCUGUGGGAUGGGGAGCUAUUCGCGAGAAAGGACCUGAUCCUGAUCAACUUCGCGAAGUAUCUGUCCCCAUCAUUGGUCGAUGCAAACACGCUAAGGACCGAGAAGGUGAAGAGAUAUGUGCUGGAGAAAAAGAAGGAGGACGAGACGCAUGUCAAGGUGACUCAGGCGGACCUUUAUUCUGCCAAAGUGUUGUGGAUCCAAGUGAAUGGUAUCUGGCUGGUAUCGUUAGUCAUGGUGAAGGUUGUGCGCGACCAAAUGAACCGGGAGUAUAUACACGAAUUGCUUUGUACCUCGAUUGGAUAAUAUCGAAACAACAAACGGUACUGACCCAACGACCGAAGCAACAUUGUCCUGGACAUCGAUGCGUAUGGGGUGGCGGAUUGUGUAUAGCAAAAUCCAAGCGUUGCAAUGGAGUUGUCGAUUGCUUGGGAGGAGAAGAUGAACUUCAGUGUGGAUCGAGAAGUUUUCUGGAUGAUACGCUCGGAAUGAAUAUCACAGACGAUGGAGUGCAAGGCGAUGACCCUAGCAUAGAGGAUAAUCCUACUAGCUCAGACGAAACGGUGGUCGAUAUUGACGGAAAAACUGUUUUCAACAAAAAACCAAUAGAAAUCGAAGAGCCUGAUUCGCCUGAUGUUCCAACAACGGAAUUACCAGAGUCAUCUGAUCUCCCAACAACGGUAUUACCACAGGUGCCAGAGCUGCCAAAUCUACCGGAAAUACCAGUACCUCCGCAGUUACCAGAACUUCCGGAUAUACCAUUACCUCCAAAAAUACCAGAACCUCCGAAGUUACCGGACCUUCCAAAGCCUCCUACAUUACCAGAAAUUCCGAAGCCUCCGAAGUUACCAGACUUUCCGAAGCCUCCGGAGCUACCAGACCUUCCGACUCCUCCAGAGCUACCAGACCUUCCAAAGCCUCCGAAGUUACCAGAUCUUCCGAAGCCACCAAAGUUACCAGAUCUUCCGAAGCCACCGAAGUUACCAGAUCUUCCGAAGCCACCGAAAUUACCAGAACUUCCGACAUUACCAGAGUUGCCUAAGCCGCCAAAACUACCAGUACCUUCAUUUAUUUCUCCACCAGUUACACCACCCGUUGACGCCACUACUCCCACUCCUAUUUUCGACGUUUCACCGACGCCAACUUUCUUGGACAAAGAUAAAUUUAUCUGCACACAAAUAAACCAGAAAAUUCAUAUCGACAACCGUUGUGACAUGUUUAGGGAUUGUGAGGAUGGAUCUGACGAAGUCGGAUGUAGUUGUCGUGAAUAUUUGAAGCAUGGCAAUGCGGAACGUAUAUGUGAUGGAAAAGUGGACUGCCUUGAUUUAACAGACGAACAAGACUGCUUGACCUGCUCGGAAAACGAGUACGCUUGCCUGUUAUCGAAGAAGUGCAUUCCCAAUCACUCAAGAUGUGACGAUCAGUAUGACUGCGACCUGAAAGAAGAUGAACUCGAUUGUUAUGCACUUUGUGAUGGUAUCACCGUUGUUUUGGAUGUAAAUACGAGACCCGUCCUGAACAACAAAGGUAUCGUCAGCAAAAAUACACGCGGUGAAUGGAACAUAAUGUGCGGAGAUACGUUGAAUUUGGACGAAAAUGGCGCUACGACCGCCGGUCAAAUUUGUUCGCUUCUUGGAUUUAGUGGCUACAGCUUCUUUAACCUGACGAAAGUUGACACAGAUGCCGUUGAAAUUGAAAUUAGAAGACUUAAAAAACGGCAUCCAAACGACAUAGAAAACGAGGUCGACAGCCAAUACGAAUGUGUGGGAAAUCCACAACAGUGCACAGCCCUCUACGUGGAAUGUGAACCACACUCGAAUUCUCUAAGACCUCAUCAUACCACAGUCGUUGAUUCGAAAACAAUUUCCUCGCUGAUACCAUCAAAGCCAAUCAGUCCAAUCACAUUCGAGAAUGCAAAACCACCCCCACUAAAACCGAUAAUUCAGCCGAACAAGAAACCAUCGGUUCUAUCGAAUGGAACGAAAAUUCCAUCCGCACCGAGCACAAUUGAAGACCAUCAUUGGCCGUGGAGCGUUGAUAUUUACGUUGAUGGCAGACUGGUGUGUAUCGGGGUUUUGCUGGACAAUACUUGUGUGGUAACGGAACUGUCGUGCAUGAAUUCGGUUAAUUUGGAAUUUGACUAUGUGACGGUAGUGGUUGGAAAGUCGCAGGCUUUUAUGAACGUAGUCGGACCGUAUGAGCAAGUUCAUCGGGUUUCGUGUUUCGUUAAAAUGGGAAGUGGUAGUAACGGCGUGCUACUGUUUUUGGAAGGAAUGGUACGUUUCAAUCGAGAAAGUUUGCCAACAUUUUUACUGGAAAGAACUGACUUAGGUCGAUCCGGACAAUGUUUCGCCUUGUCGCACAAUAAAUUCGGAAAAAUGGUUUCUCUCCAGCUGAUCGAAUCGGACAAAGAAUGUUUCGAUAAUUUCAGAUGCUUUACGAAUGGUCGGAAUGACCACAGUUCCGCCGAUUUUCAUUGUGAUGGCGAUGAAGUUACACAAGGUGGAGUGGUUAUGUGUAGCAUAGGUGAACAUGGCUACUAUCCGAUUGCAUUCUAUAAAGCCAGGAAAGGUCUUUGCAGUUUCGAUAAAAUCCUUCCCGUUCAAUCUUUAGAAUCUUCCUAUGAAGCGAUUCAGAUCGUUAUUAACAAUCAAGCGAAAUACUGUAUCAAUGUUCAUCAUCCACCCGUAUGCAAUGGGCAUCGGUGCUUACUUGGUGCUUGUCUGAAGGAAGACAAAAUUUGCAAUGGAAGAUUCGAUUGUCAGGAUGGUAGUGAUGAAAGUGAUGCGAUUUGCAAAAAUCGUAAAGAAGAGUGUAAUUUCACCGAUCUUAAAUGUGGAAACGGAAAAUGUAUUUCGAAAACCAAGUUCUGUGAUCAUGUCAAUGACUGCGGAGAUUUCACCGAUGAGCCCACAGAAUGUUCCUGUUACACGUACUACAACGUAACGGAUUCAUCAAAGAUUUGUGAUGGAGUGCGCAAUUGCUGGGACAAGAGUGACGAGAAUCCGGCUAUAUGCCACUGUCGUGACAACACAUUUAAAUGCGGAAGCUCCAACCUGUGCGUACCAAAUGACUUCGUUUGCGACAAAGAAAAAGAUUGCCCUGGCGGUGAAGAUGAACUGUACUGUCACGGUUUGGAAUAUCCAGAAGUGAACCAUGACGGUUACGGUCAGGUCAUCGAACAGACAUUCGGUAUCUGGCACACUAAAUGUUUCCCCAGACCGCAUCUACCGACCGACGCAGAUGUAGCCGAAUUAUGCGUUGAACUGGGAUACCAUCAAAAUAAACCGUCCUACCGAUUGAUCGACUCCAACAACUCAACUUCAGAACGAUCGACAACCGAGAGUAAAUCGAAAUACCGAUUCAAGCCAACUAAAGCGGCUGUGGUCAACAAAUUUGCCCCGCUAAGAGUGAACAGUGAAUUCACGUUGUACGUUAAGCCCAGUCGUCCUAUUGCAAAGCUGGUUAAUUGGGACAAAACUGAUGAUGCAAAAUGUUAUCGACUUGAAAUUAGAUGCGAAUAAAGUGAAAAUGAAAACGGAAGAA